Messenger RNA from Aspergillus saccharolyticus JOP 1030-1, 610 nucleotides. RefSeq lists its product as uncharacterized. The coding region runs from base 52 to 234 and encodes 60 amino acids. Gene Ontology annotation, cellular component: mitochondrion. NCBI's taxonomy places the organism in Eukaryota, Fungi, Ascomycota, Eurotiomycetes, Eurotiales, Aspergillaceae. The transcript has 3 exons. Gene Ontology annotation, biological process: mitochondrial respiratory chain complex I assembly. The record is from RefSeq and is a predicted model, not a curated record.
CGCAGACUGGGGCAUCACCCAAGUGCUGAACCUGAAGAGAAUAAGAACAGGAUGCCGUCAACAAGGACAAGACCUAUUGAGAGAUUUGCCAAGGCCACCGCCAAAUGCUCUGCAGAGGCGGCCGCAUAUGGCAAAUGCGUUGUUGCUGACUACAACGCGGUGCACAAAGAUAUGUGUGCCAAAGAAUUUAUGAGACUCAAAGACUGCUUUUUGGCGGCCUCAAAGAAGGUUUAAUUACACUUAUAAUGUGAGGACCUAAGAAAUGGACGCUGAAAAUGACCGCCACCAAGGCCAUGAACAGCUAGCUGUAUUCCGACCUGUAACCCGCAGCUUCUGACCACUGCCUAAGCAUCAUCUAUCUACUCUCAAAUGCUGAAAUAUGUGAUUCUCAGAUUCUGAAGUCUUUCUGGAUAAAUCAUCCAUUCUUGGAGAUUCUUUGAAAAUUCUUCUUGAUUGUGUCUACUAGUCGUGAACUACGAAUAUCUUGCCAGUUCACGUGCAGCACGAUGAUAUGCCAAUCAAUUCGCUGCUCUCAACUGUUCGGUGGUAGAGCAGAGGACAAAGAACAUAUUAAAUCAUUCAAAUAAUGUAUUGAAAAGACAAGAACUAU